GGGCGGGGCCUGCCCGUGACCCGGGCGCAGACGCCGGCCGGCGCAGCCCGGAAGCCUGGGCGGCCGUGGCGGCCGCGGGAGCGGCGCUGCCUCCCGCGCUGCAGCAGAGGGAGGAGGCGGAGGCUGGCGGCGUCGCCGCCGCCAUGGGAGCAGAGCAGAGUGGCGAGGCCGAGAGCCGCCCUGGCGAGCCCAGCGCCUCAGCAUCUCCAUCGCCAGCCAAGCAACGAGCAAAAAUGGAUGACAUUGUGGUGGUAGCCCCAGGAACACAGUCCUCCCGCAAUGUCAGCAAUGAUCCAGAUGUCAUAAAACUGCAGGAAAUUCCAACUUUUCAGCCCCUUUUGAAAGGACUCCUCAGUGGGCAGACCUCUCCAACCAACACCAAACUGGAAAAGCUGGACCCCCAGCAGGUGCUGCAGCUGUGUCUCCGGUACCAAGACCAUCUUCAGCAGUGCGCAGAAGCAGUUGCCUUCGAUCAGAACGCACUUGUGAAGCGGAUCAAGGAGAUGGACCUCUCUGUGGAAACUCUUUAUAGCUUCAUGCAGGAGCGCCAGAAGAAGUAUGCCAAGUAUGCGGAGCAGAUCCAGAAGGUCAACGAGAUGUCUGCCAUCCUCCGCCGUAUACAGAUGGGCAUCGACCAGACGAUCCCGCUGAUGGACCGGCUGAACAGCAUGCUGCCGGAGAGCGAGAGGCUGGAGCCCUUCAGCAUGAAGCCCGACCGGGAGCUGAGGUCUUAGCCGAUCCGCUGGGCUCCCCCUCCUCACCUUCCACACUCCAGCCUUCAGCACAGAAGCGCUUCCAGCGGGCUGGACUGGCAGAUGUUGGAAGCGGACAGACGGCAGCCCGGCCUGACUGUCUGCCAGGGCAUCGGAGGAAGAGCAGCGUCAGCUGCCAGAACUGCGCAGCCAGGAAUCCAGGAGCUCCCUGGUCCUGUCGUCUGGAGAUGAUGAUUUACUGUUCUUUCAUCUCCUUCCUCUUGCCCUCCUGUCUCCUUUACCAACGCCACAGCCUGUGCUGAGACAUUUAUUUCAUUGCUGUGACUAGAUUGAGGUUUACAGAGGAGGAGUUUUCUUUCAGCUGUUUUUUUUUUUUACUAGGAAAAUUCAAAGGGAUGCAGGGUGUGACAAACCCUCUAACAUAGUUUUUGUGCCACUGGGGUUCAGAACGAUUAGGUGGCUGGCAGGUAUUUCUGAUAUCCCCUGGCCUUGGAAAUAUAUGUGUUUUAUAGGUGAAAGCGCGGGAGCCAGGAACUGGCUUAUUAAAAUCUACCUGUUAUCAUAAUUAACAUGGUUUGCAUGGCAGGGUUUUGGCAUGUCCUCCUCAAGGAUUCUGUUUUUAUGGGCUUGCUAAUUUAUGAGGCUGUAAAGGAAUAACUGUUCCAGCUAUGUCUGUCUCUUAAUGUUAAGCAAGUCUUAGCAUUCCUCUCCCCCUUGCCCUGGCAAUGUCCCCAUGCCCCAGCUGGUGGCAUUUUGUGUUCCUCACCUUACACAGUGAUUCUGACAAGCACUGGCACUGACCUGCUCACUUUGCAUCCCAAAGUUGGACACAAGGUGUCCUUUAUUUUAUUUAUAUUUUUUUUUGUUAAUUGGGACACUCCAGUUAUCGUGGUGCUGUCUUUUCUACUAGAGGGAUGCAGUGGCUUCUUUACCUUCAAGUGUAUGGAGUUGGAGGGUGGAGACACAAGAAGUCCUUUGGGUCUUUGCAGCGGCUCAGCUGCCGUCACACUGAACACGGUGUUUAAUGACUGAAACCACAUGGCCUUUUGGGACCGCGCUUGGUGAGCUGCUCCAAAGUGUGUCCGUACUGCCCGGGCACUGGGCUGGCCCACAGGAGACUGGUUGACAAGUUGUUUGGUCUGCUGGCCGCAGGCAAGUUGCUUUGGUUUGUCCCUGUAUAAAAUGAUACAGGGGCGCGAUACUUUACACACUGCUGUAACAAUAUUUAUGGAUCUAGAAAUAGGGUUUAACAGCCUGUGUCUCCAUUGUCUCCAUGGCAGCUCUUGUCCGCAGCAGAAGGGGUGUGAAACUAAAAGUUAGGAGUCAGGGGUAGCGUUGGGUGUGUUACGUUAGUUCCAGGAUGCUUUCCAGGAUGCUGUUGCUGGCGAGGAAGCUGAAGUGAUCCCAUGAACCCCAAAGGUUUUUGUACAUCAGGAGUGCAAUUCCAGUGCUGUCUUUGAGAGAGUCUGUGUGACAACCUAUUUUCCAGCACAGCACAAGGCUGGGUGACCUACCAAAGGCGCCUUGCUUCAGUACCUCGUAGUACUUCAGAGUACUUAAUCAGCAAAAGAUGUUCUCUAAGCAUUUGGGAGUAGGUCCGUGGUAGGUUUUUGAUGGUAUUAAUUGCUGCCUGGUGGCAGGAAGCAACAGGCUGCCCUCUUGUUGUGUUCCCAAAGGCCAUGCAGCCUAGAGUGAAUUAUUGUGAUGCAGACUGCAGCCAACUUAGAUGUGUAUCUGAACCAUAGUGGUGUUUGGAGCCCAGGGCCCACUGUGCAUUGUCUGAAAGCAAAGUUCUGUAGAAAUGAAGCCCCGUGGAAUAAUGGCCUGGGAAGAGCAUCUGACUGUUUGAGAGACAACAAGAAAUUCAGCAGGAUAUUUUCUAGUAAAGGCAGUAGAGUGGGCCUUGUUGUCUGCCACCCCGGAGUUGUGACAUAGUUGUAGAUACAUAGGCACAUGCUGUAUGUUGCACAGGAUGUAACAUUAAGCUUCCAUCCUUGCUUAUACAUCCUGUAGUAUUUUACACUUAGUUUGUAAAAAGCUCACAUGAGACUUACCAGCCCAUGGAAACCUGCUUGUCAUGGCCAUGCCCAUGAGGGUCUUCAUUGUCCAUGACUGAAUAUGUCUCUGUCUCUCACCAUCAGACUCACCGGAAUAUUCAGCAUCUUUAAAUAGUGGCUGCAGGCGUUUUUGUCCUCCUUGUCCAGAUGAUGCUGUCUGGAAGUUUAGAAUGUGCGACAUUCAGCCGUCUGCCAGGCGGGAUCAUGGCUAUCCCACACCCUGGCGUGCUGGAAGCCUAUACCAGUGGGAAGAUCCCGAUAUUAGAUCUUGAGGCGGGGGCUAGGCUGCAGAUGCUCUCUCCUCUAAAGCUUCUAGACAUUUGGCCUCAUGCUAUUAAGUAUCAGAUCAAAGCAUUGCCCCUUGCGGUGCUAAUGAAGGCAAGUGAAUAGUAUUCCUAUCCAAGAGCUGCAGGAGCAAGGGCUGCAAGUCAGUUCCUUCCUUAUUUGCAGUAAAACACCUAGACUUUGAGCUGAUAAUGGGAGAAAAUGCUUGUUCCUGUGAACACUGGCAUUUAAGUGCCUCCCAGGUAGAACUUUCUGAGCAGCAAGGGUGAGUUGUGAAAAACGUUAAACGCUUAACUAGAAAGAAAUCAGAGCUGAAAUGUGAAGGCUGACCUCUUCCAAAGCACGCAGGUCAUCUCCUCCGUUCCACAGGGGAUAAAGUCUUGUAUGGGUACUGUAAGAUACCGUGCACCCUCUAACUGUUCUCAAACAAUGGUUUACAGUUUUAUUUAAAAGAUUGUUACUGGCUUCAUUAACUGUUUGGACCUCUCAUUGAGGACAAGACAUGUCCUGGCACAUCUUCUUGAGCUGCUGUUUGUUGCUUGGCUGCACCUCAUUUGCUUUGCUCUGUGUGCUGCUUUUAGCUUCAUCUCGGAUGCAGGUGGUGCUCAAGGUGAGACUGUUGCUUUACUCCCUUUCAUGCUGUUUAGCAGAUUAACGAUGUAACUGGAAUUACCUUUCUGCUUACGAAUUUCUUUUUCCAAGCCAAAUGCUGUUGGAGAAGACCUCAGGUAUCUCUCAAGAAAGUACCAGCCGUUACAUCUACCACAAAGUUACUGGUAUGAACAGAGAAAAUCUGGUGUGCUCCACUGAAAAGAAGCAUUUCUGCCCUUUUCUGCUUUCCGAGCUGAUACAAAGCUGGUGUGUGCUCUGGGGUGCGGGCUAAGCUGCUUGAUACGAAAUCUCCUCAAAAGCUGGAGAACCAGGUGAGUCUCUGGGUCUGUGGUUCCCUGCUGGCCUGACCUGCUCUGGUUCUUCCCCUGACUCUGCUGUUGCAACCCACCCUUCGUGCUGCCGCUGGUGCUUGUCGCACACUGUGCUGGGUCCAUGUGCUACACAGGCAGAAGAGGUUUGCUUUGUUGUUUCUGUAAUUUAAUGCGUUGACAAAGUGGUGAAGUGCCAACCUAUCUUCAAGGCAAUUUCUGUGAAGGGGACAGAACUGAGUCUUUUGGUUUUAAAAAUAUAUGUAUUUUGAAUUAAAUAUAUUUAAAUAUUUAAAGUGUAUUUUCCCCUCCUCUAAACUUUUACACAGAAAGAGUAGAGAUAUGCAUUUUCACAGGCUCAAUCAUAGCACGAGCAGCCCCUUUCUAUCAGACUCAGUGUCAGUGGUUUCCUGAGGUACUAUUGUUAACGUCCCAGAGUGUGUUUUGAUUACCAGCCUUGUGGCUGGGCGCACCUUGGUUCACGGGUUAUUAUCCUGUUGCAGACUUGCUCUGCUUUCAGCUGCCUACGUGUCCUACAGCUCCAGCAUUAAAACGUUUGGUAUCGCUCUUUUCCAA
Molecule: messenger RNA, 4551 nt
Organism: Columba livia (rock pigeon)
Lineage: Eukaryota; Metazoa; Chordata; Aves; Columbiformes; Columbidae
Gene: BORCS5
Product: BLOC-1 related complex subunit 5
Exons: 4
Coding region: 144-734 (196 amino acids)
Biological process (GO): organelle transport along microtubule; lysosome localization; positive regulation of anterograde synaptic vesicle transport
Cellular component (GO): BORC complex; synaptic vesicle membrane; cytoplasmic side of lysosomal membrane
Source: RefSeq, a predicted model, not a curated record